Panonychus citri (citrus red mite) is the source of this 1166-nucleotide messenger RNA. Its product is annotated as CAAX prenyl protease 2 homolog. Gene Ontology annotation, biological process: CAAX-box protein processing. Gene Ontology annotation, cellular component: endoplasmic reticulum membrane. The coding region runs from base 307 to 1071 and encodes 254 amino acids. Gene Ontology annotation, molecular function: metalloendopeptidase activity. The transcript is spliced from 2 exons. The record is from RefSeq and is a predicted model, not a curated record. NCBI's taxonomy places the organism in Eukaryota, Metazoa, Arthropoda, Arachnida, Trombidiformes, Tetranychidae.
UUCCUUAAGCUUAAUCUUACCAUUCGUUGACCAUAGGUCAAUCUAAUCAUUAACCUUAUCUUCAUAUUCAACCUGUUAAUUGUAACAUCCUUUAAUUUGUUGAGAGGAAAACCAAUCAUAGAUGUUGUUGAGAAAUUAAGUCAAGUUGAUCACAACUAAUAAAUAAAUCACCAAACAAUCAGUAGUUGUUGAUGAAUUGUGAAUAUUAAUUUUCUCCAUUAAUUAUUUAACCAUCAAUUGACUUUGACCUUUUAAAUUGUGAUCAAAUUAACUUUAAAUUCCGUGUAAUUAAUCAACUCGAGACAAAUGUCGUGUUACAGAAAUACCGUUAUUUUAUCGGCAAUAAUUAGUAUAAUUACUGUUCUUUUUGUUAAAAUAUUCACAUUUGAUGGGGAUCCAGUUAUAGCGGUUGCAACACGAUUCAUGGGGAAGAUGUUUUCUGCAAUGGCUGCGAUUGUCAUCUUGCAAACAAUUGGUUACCUGGAUAUUGAUGAUCUAAUUCCGGAGUUCACCUUAUUGACUUAUGAUCAGUUUAUCGACACUUAUGUGAUCCCGUUGUCCAUCACGAUGGGAUUUUUUAACGGGAUCAUUUUAGACAAAUUAAUCUAUGGUAAUCAAGGUAUUUUGCCAAGAUCAUCGACAGAGGAUAAAUGCAGUUACCUUAUUCUUGGACCAAUUUCGGAAGAGUUUAUUUAUCGAGUUAUAUUGAUCAACCUGUUGCGUCAUUGUUAUUCACCUUCGAUUUCGGGCAUUAUCGCCUCAGUGUUUUUCUCAUUAAGUCAUUCUCAUUAUCAUCUUAAUUUAAGACGAUUACUUGGACGUUGCCAAUGGUUCCCUUUCUUUUUCCAUACACUUUCGACACUUGUUUUUGGUCUCUAUGCAAGUCUUAUUUAUCUGCGAGUUCAAUCAACAGUGGUUGUAAUAAUUAUCCAUUCAUUUUUUAAUUACAUGGGAUUAAUCAGAGUAGAAAGAGUAUUCAAACAGUGGUGGCUUUAUAUUACUGAUUUCAUUGGAGUGAUCAUUGCGAUGAUUUCUUUGUAUUUCUUUAUCAGGGAUUCCGUUACUAAUUGAAAGUCUUCAAUGAGAUCCUUUUGACAAUUGUAUUAAUCAUCUUUAAUUGCAACUCCUAUUUUUAAUUACUCAUAAAAACAUUCCUUAAACUAUGA